Molecule: messenger RNA, 2138 nt
Organism: Aquila chrysaetos chrysaetos
Lineage: Eukaryota; Metazoa; Chordata; Aves; Accipitriformes; Accipitridae
Product: MLV-related proviral Env polyprotein-like
Exons: 2
Coding region: 1-2106 (701 amino acids)
Source: RefSeq, a predicted model, not a curated record
AUGCUGCAGUCAGAAAAGAUGGCAAAGUUAAGUGGUGUCCACUUAAGUCUAUUAAACCGGACCUCCAGAAUAAAGCUAACGAAAACUGUGAGUUUUUGUCCACAGGACCAUAUCAUCGGAUGUCCUCGUAACCCGUACACCCCGGUGGCAAGAGAGGAUGACAAAUCGACAAGCAUCCUGUCCUCACCUGGAAGCUCCACACCGGCAGAAUCCAAACGACGGCAACAUGGCCCCCAAAAGGGGGGGCUACAUUGCCUCUGCGUGAUCUUGAUUUUAGAGCUUGUCACUGUAAGACAGGUAGGAUCAGAGCACCAUCCCCACCAGCCAUUCAAAUGGUCCCUCCUUCGAUUUGAGGAUCAGCAAAUUAUCGCAACUCAAAUAACACCAGGUGCGCCGAGCUUUAGUGCCUCUCUGUGUCAGCUUGUCCCAAGAGACCGAUGUUGGGAAUACCUAGGAUUUUAUAUGUGCCCCAGUUCGAAUCCUGGGAAGAGGUAUUGCAACUCCCCUAAUCAGUACUAUUGUGGUUAUUGGGGAUGUGAGACCAUUGCCCCUGCUUGGAUUCCAGGUAGUGGUAGAGACAAAUACCUAAAAGUCCAGUGGGGUCCAUAUGGAUGCACUCCACCGCAAGGAUUCAAAGGAUGGGGGAAUUGUCAAUACCUCUUCUUAAAUGUUACCAAGCCCUUAGAGGACAGUUGGUUACUUGGAAGAGUUUGGGGAAUAAGGUACACAGAACCAGGGACAGACAAGGGUGGUUUAAUUCUCAUAAAAAAGGAGGUUGCCCCGAAUGAUCCACUGCCAGUAGGCCCCAACCAGGCACUUGUUAAUGACGCCAUCCUGACUAUUCCCAAUCAGGGCCACGUGACUAAAGAGACCAACAACCAAGAAACAUCGACAAAAAAUUAUAUUACCGUACCCGUAGCGACACCGACACGUACCACACCCGUAGCGACACGUACCGUACCCAUAGCGACACGUACUGUACCCAUAGCGACACGUACCGUACCCGUAGUGACACGCACCGCACCAGCAAUGACAUGUGCCACCAAAAUUCCUUAUAGAAAUCCUCUCUGGAAAAUAAUGCAAGCUAGCUACCAAGUACUAAACAAAACUAACCCAAAUCUUACGGAACACUGUUGGCUGUGCUACGGAAUAGAACCACCCUUUUAUGAGGCUGUAGGAGUAAAUGACACGCCCACACGGGUGAAUGCCUCGAAUCCAACCCAGUUUAGGUGGGACACAGAAAAGCAAGGAAUUACAUUAGCGCAGGUGGUGGGAGGCGGCGUGUGUGUAGGUAAAGUCCCAAAGCACAAAGAACAACUGUGUGUUAAUAAAAUACGAGAUAAAACCCCUGCAAAGUGGUUAAUACCGGCCAACAAUACCAAGUGGGUUUGUUCUACUAUGGGAGUUACACCUUGUUUGUCGUUGGAAAAAUUUGAUGGAUCCUCAGAAUAUUGUGUCCAGGUAACUAUAGUCCCCAAAAUCUUUUACCACUCCGAAGACUCCGUCUACGACUCACACAUUACCCCAGAACAUCAUCUGUCAAAACGAGAACCCCUUACAGCACUAACAAUAGCUACUCUAAUGAUCAUAGGAGGUGCGGGAAUAGGUACAGGAGUAGCAUCCUUGGUACAGCAGAGCAAAGAACUUGGUGCCUUGAGGAUGGCAGUAGAUGAAGACCUGGCUAGAAUUGAACAAUCGAUAAGUGCAUUAGAACAAUCACUUAGAUCAUUAUCGGAAGUAGUUUUGCAAAAUCGAAGAGGAUUAGACCUGAUGCUCUUACAACAAGGAGGGUUGUGCGCUGCACUAAGGGAAGAGUGUUGUGUAUAUGCGGACCACACAGGAAUAGUGAGAGACACUAUGGCCAAAUUGCGAGAGGGAUUGGAAAAACGGAGAAGGGAACAAGAGGCACAACAAAAUUGGUUCACAUCGUUGUUCAACCGUUCACCAUGGCUGACCACUCUGAUAUCUACCUUGAUAGGGCCGAUUGCAAUGAUCAUGAUAGCAUUGAUCUUUGGACCCUGUAUAUUGAAUAAGCUCGUGUCCUUUGUUAAGAGCCGGCUAGAGAAGGUCAACAUCAUGUUGAUAGAACGCCGACAACUGCUUUAAGAAUGUUCUUGUUCAAAAUUUCCCUUAACUAC